Messenger RNA from Dacryopinax primogenitus, 2997 nucleotides. RefSeq lists its product as uncharacterized. Lineage: Eukaryota; Fungi; Basidiomycota; Dacrymycetes; Dacrymycetales; Dacrymycetaceae. The record is from RefSeq and is a predicted model, not a curated record. Gene Ontology annotation, molecular function: phosphatase activity. Bases 23 to 829 code for a protein of 268 amino acids. The transcript has 15 exons.
UUAGUUGAUUCGAUUUGUAGAUAUGCCGGAUCAGACACCUAUCGACCCCGCCUCUAGGCCGCAUAGCACACUCCCCUAUCCGCCGAUAUACAAAGACGCCCAGUUUGUGGCUCUCUCCGACUGGGAUGGGACUAUCACUAUGACAGACUCGAAUGAUUUCUUGACGGACAAUCUCGGGUUUGGGUUGGAGAAGAGGAGGGCGCUCAAUAUCGAAGUCCUCGCGGGGAAGAUCACUUUCCGAGACGCAUUCCGCGAGAUGCUCCAGAGUGUAGCUGCGAAUGGAGUGCCAUUCAACGAAUGUGUCGAGCUGCUCAAGAAGAACAUCAAGCUCGACCCGGGGUUCAAGGACUUUUACAGAUGGUGCAAGGCCCAUGCCGUCCCGGUCGUGAUCGUUUCCAGCGGGAUGGAGCCUACGCUGCGGGGCGUGCUCUCCACGCUUUUGGGGGACGACGAGGCCUCGGAGAUUGACGUGAUCUGUAAUUCUGUGGUCGUGGAGGAUGGCGGGAAGAAGUGGGAUAUUCAGUACCGACACCCGGACAGUGGGUUCGGACACGACAAGUCGUGGGCGAUCCUCCCUUACCGGGAGCUGGCGCAUCGCCCUACGCUUUUCUUCUUCGGUGAUGGUGUCUCCGAUCUGUCUGCGGCAAAGCACGCCGACCUGCUAUUCGUCAAGAUCAAGGAUAACGGGGAAAACGACCUAGCGAGCUACUGCCGGACGCAUGACAUCCCGCACAUCGAGUUCAAGUCUUUCCACGACGCGCAGGCGAUCGUCGCGGACGUUGUCGAGCAUAGGCGGACGGUGCAGGAGGUGCUGCAAGAAGGGAAAUGAAGCAUGAAAUAGAUUCGUACAGGUGAUGCGAGGCUCGCGUCCUCCUUCCAAUUAGAUGCGAUAGAAUACAUAUAAACCGACAGAGGUAAUGUCCUUGGUUGGAAUGAGACUGAGGAUCAAAGAUCAGGCAGUUCCCGCUGAACAAGACGCAUCCACGUGUUGUCCUUCCACUCUUCGUGGACAGCUGCGAUCCGGUCGAACACCGCUUCCUCCGUCAUGCCGUACUGCGCGUACCUACCAGCAUCGUCAACCAGUUCCUUACCUUUCCCCUUCCCACGCGUCCCGUCUUCCCCGCGUAAAACCUGCAUAAGCUCGUCGUGAUCGGGGAAAUACAGGCGUCCCUCCAUCACCCCCAACACUGCUAGCGCUGCGCGGAAGAGGAAUGAGUCCCCUUCGAGGAGCACCAGAUCCCAUAUUCGUGCACAAGUGUCGAAUGGUAGGUGGGGGACGAAGACGGGCAUGAUCCAGUCUGGCAGAUAUCGCGUGGGCGGGAUGUGAUGUCGCUGGAAGUUGUAGUACACUUUGGGCAUAACAUCCGCCAGCAAUGUGUCGAAUAUUCGAUAGUAUCCUUCCAUGUCGUCGUUCUGCCCUGUAUAGAAAGAUCGUAGGCAAUGGCGAUCGAGCAGAUUCCGGAAGCAGAAGAACGCUUGCUCCACCGGCAUGUUGAUGAGGAACAUGCCCGCUACGUGCGAAGCCCCUCGCACAUAUGACAACCCCUCUUCACUCCUGGCAACGGUCCAUGCGCACAACAUGUCUCGUAGAUCCUGAUGCAGAGGCCCGUGUACUGCGUCGAAAAUUCGCAGAGAAGGCAUGGUCUCCGCGAUGUCAUCUUCGAUGAGCUCCAACGUUUGUCGCGGAAAUUUGCCAGCGGUGACAGCUCUUCGCGCUCGGGAGAUGUAUGGCCGCCAGGAAUCUUUACUCAGAGCUAAUGGAUUACCAACUGUGGCUGCCCAUACACGUCCUCGCAGUUUCGGAGGAACACCGGUCCACCACAACUUUCGCAGCUUCUUGUCCUUUGCCGCGGCGGUAAUGUCCGGCAUGAUCUCCCUCUCCCAGAUUUCCAGCAUCUGAGCCAUGUGAUGCUCCUUCUCCACAGCCAGCAACUCGGCCUCAUGUUUUCGCUUUUGCUCUGCAGCUCUCGCAUGUGCCAUCAUCGUCUGCCAGUCUUUCAAAUGCCUCCUGUCCUCCGACUUUGGCUUGGGCGGGAGAUAUACAGGCCGCGUUUGACUGAUCACGGUCUCUAAUACUGAUGGUCCUCGGUGGCGAGUGUGUCGUGGUGGUGGGGGUGCGAUAUGUUGUGGUUCGUCGUGAGAAGGAACGCCGUUCUGCAGCCUGGGGCUUUCCGCACUUCCAACUUCGUGGCUUGAUCGAGCUGAUCCUGGUGCGGACGAACUCGUAGUGGACGCAGGUGUAGAGAGGAAAGAAGCAGUCGUGGAAGUGACUACUGUAGUGGCAGUUGUUGGGGUUGUCGUAGCUGACACUUCUCGGCGCGGCUCUCCAGGACCAGGUUCGAGGGAGAUGUCGACAAACUCUGUAGCGAGCUCGGGCGUCUGUGAUAUCACCCGAUUCACAGGAGGGUCUUCGUGUACAGGGGUUUCCAUAGUUGCAAGCAUUUCUGGCGAGGUAAUGUCUGGCGUGUGGGGGGUGCCGCCGUUCAUGUCGAGCGUGAUGACCUGCUUGCCAUCUGGUGAACGUCCGUCCACCUCGGAGAUCCCAUCAAAAGCGAACGACCCCGUUGGCGUCUGGUCUCCUGGAGAGUCCCCCACAACUUCUCGGAAUGCAGUUCUGGACGGAGUCGGUAAAUGCUCCUCCUCUACCUCAUCUUCUAAUGCCGCCUCAGCCUGCUCCUGCUCCGCCAUCUCUCGGAAAGAUAUUGAAGGUGCAAUAUCGAGUUUCUCCAAACCAUCAUCAUCUCCCAAAGAAAAUGCGUCGUCCAAGUCGUCCAAGUCCAGACUAGAUGUUCUCACAGUUUGGACAGGUAUCGUCGUAUCCUGUGCAUCUCCAUCCUUCACUUCUUCAGACUUGUGCCUCGCAUGACCGUUCGGAUACGCGUCUGUUCCAUUCGCAUGACCGUUCGUCGCCUUAUGAGCCUCUUGGCUCAUCUUUAUCCACGGUGCCCGUUGUGCACCCAGUAGAUGGAGAGAGUUGAGCUGUCAGAGAGUGGUAAA